AUGGAGAAGGAAGAUCUUUAUUAUAAAAAGGACAUCUAUUAGAUUAAAAAAUACAAUCUUAUUCAUCACCAGCUUUUAGAGCACUACAAGCAAGAUUUUAAUAAUUUGCUUUUCAGACAACUAGUUCCAUCAUUCUUAACAAUUUUUAAAUUCUUAGCAUUGGCCUUCAAGCCAAGUACAUAAGAAUUAAAAGUCCAUGGUAAUUAUUUAGUAAUGCUUGAACAUUAUAUAGGUUAACAAUAAGAAUUGGACCAAACAAAAGAAGAUUUCUAUAAACAAAGGUAUUCAUUGACAUUUAUUUGAGAGUUAAAGAUAAUUACCAAUUUAUUUCAUUUCAUGAUACACAACUUGAUCCUGUCCAUUUAUAAGUAUCUACAGUAAUUUAUAAACAUUAUUGA
Paramecium primaurelia is the source of this 398-nucleotide messenger RNA. Lineage: Eukaryota; Ciliophora; Oligohymenophorea; Peniculida; Parameciidae. The record is from the annotation of a GenBank genome assembly.